Catharus ustulatus (Swainson's thrush) is the source of this 1718-nucleotide messenger RNA. Its product is annotated as cytochrome P450 2G1-like. Lineage: Eukaryota; Metazoa; Chordata; Aves; Passeriformes; Turdidae. Gene Ontology annotation, biological process: xenobiotic metabolic process. Gene Ontology annotation, molecular function: oxidoreductase activity, acting on paired donors, with incorporation or reduction of molecular oxygen, reduced flavin or flavoprotein as one donor, and incorporation of one atom of oxygen; iron ion binding; heme binding. Gene Ontology annotation, cellular component: cytoplasm; intracellular membrane-bounded organelle. The record is from RefSeq and is a predicted model, not a curated record.
UGUCCCCUCCUGUCCCCAAACCGGUUCCAGCCCCUCCCUUUUUGCCACCUCCGCCCUCCUUUAAAAGUCCCCAACUUGUCCCCAAGUGUCGCCAGGUGCCACCAUGGCCGCGCUGCUGCUGCUGCUGCUGGCGCUGCUGGCGCUGUCGCUGCUGUCGCUGCUGUCGCGACAGCGCUCGGUGGCCUCGCGACUCCCGCCGGGCCCGACCCCGCUGCCGCUGCUCGGGAACCUGCUGCAGGUGUCGCCGUUCCGGACCCUGCAGUCCCUGCUCAGUGAUCGCUAUGGGCCGGUGUUCACGGUGUGGCUGGGCCCCCGGCCCGUGCUGGUUCUGCGCGGUCCCAGCGCCGUGCGCGAGGCGCUCGUGGGGAACCCCGAGGCGUUCGCGGGCGCGGCCGGUGCCACCCUGGAGAGCACCUUCAGGGGAUAUGGUGUGGUGUUCUCCGACGGCGAGCGCUGGCGCCAGCUGCGCCGUUUCUCGCUGACGGUGCUCCGGGAUUUCGGGAUGGGGCGCCGCAGCAUCGAGAGCCGGAUCCAGGAGGAGGCGCAGGAGCUUGUCCGCGAGGUCCAGAAAACCCAGGGGAAGCCGUUCGACCCCACGUUCCUGCUGAGCUGCGCCGUGUCCAACAUCAUCUGUUCCAUCGUGUUCGGGGAUCGAUUCCACUACGAGGAUCCCGAAUUCCUGGAGCUGCUGCGGCUCAUGAACGACAGCUUCAGGGAGAUGAGCACGGCCUGGGCACAGCUGUACGACAUGGCCGAGCCGCUGCUGCAGUGGCUGCCGGGCCCGCACCGGCGCAUCCCGCGCCUCCUGGGCCUCAUGCGAUUCAUCGCGCGCCGCCGCGUGCGCGACAACGCGCGGAGCCUCGACCCGCGCAGCCCCCGCGACUUCAUCGACGCCUUCCUCAUCCAGAUGGACAAGGAGAAGGACGAUCCCCACACCGAGUUCACCAUGGAGAACCUGGAGCUCACCACCCUGAACCUUUUCUUCGCCGGCACCGAGACCGUGAGCUCCACGCUGCGCUUCGGCCUCCUCUACCUCAUGAAGCACCCGCACGUGGAAGAGAAGGUUUUUGAGGAGAUUUCCCGGGUUAUCGGCCCCGACCGUGCUCCGGCCCUCGCUGACCGCGCGCUGAUGCCGUUCACGGACGCCACGAUCCACGAGAUCCAGCGCUGCAGCGACCUCAUCCCCAUGAACGUCCCGCACCGCGUCACCCGGGACACGGAAUUCCGGGGGUACACCAUCCCCAAGGGCACAGACGUUUACCCCCUGCUGAGCUCGGUGCUGCACGACCCCGGAUCCUUCAAGAACCCCCAAAAGUUCGACCCCGGAAACUUCCUGGACGAGCAGGGGCGGUUCCAGCGCAACGAGGCCUUUACCCAUUUCCCUUUCCCUUCCGGGAAGCGGCUGUGCCUGGGUGAAUCCCUGGCCCGCUCGGAGCUGUUCCUGUUCCUCACCUCGCUCCUGCAGCGGCCCUCCGGCCGCAGCCGCUGGGGCCGCCCCCGCGCCGUGAGCACGGCCCCGCUGGAGAGCGGCUUCGGCAACAUCGCCCCGCGGUACGAGCUGCGCAUGGUGCCGCGAUAGAGACCCCAGACCCAAUUCACAGAGACCCCCCAGACCCAAAUUAACCAUCCCAACAUCGCCCCGCGGUACGAGCUGCGCAUGGUGCCGAGAUAGAGACCCCAGACCCAAUUCAGAGAGACCCCAGACCCAAUUGACACAG